Messenger RNA from Teleopsis dalmanni, 737 nucleotides. RefSeq lists its product as uncharacterized. The record is from RefSeq and is a predicted model, not a curated record. The coding region runs from base 63 to 716 and encodes 217 amino acids. NCBI's taxonomy places the organism in Eukaryota, Metazoa, Arthropoda, Insecta, Diptera, Diopsidae. The transcript is spliced from 2 exons.
GUCUGAAGACGAUAAUACAUCAGUUUGUAGUUAUACUUACUCACCAGUUCAUAUAAUAAAUUAUGUCGAAGAAAAUGAGGGAACCGAUGAUAUUGGACGAUGGCAGCCCAAAUCAAAGCGAGAACGAGGAAGAGAUUACGUGUGGACAACCUUUUCUGGAUUCAGAAAUUCUUCCGAAUACUAAGGCAGUGAAAGUAACUAUAGCCAAGGAGACGAAGAAGAGGAAACGGGAGGAAAAAGACGAAAAAUCAUUGAAGAAAACGAAAGUGAAUGUGGAAGAAGAAAUUCAGAAAGCGCAAACCUUAUCGACGAAUUGCAGUCAUAUCUCGAUUCUCUCGAUGAUUUUGGCGAUGUGGACACCGGACUAUCUACUUCAUUGUAUACCAAAAUCUACUUCAUUGUUCGAAAUGAUGAUUCCUUUGGCAUUGAAAGCGAAAGAAUACGAAGCGAAAAGAGUCAUACAUAUAUUGAUGGGUUAUAUGAAUUCACUCCAGAAGAUAUUAAUGGGACAAAAGAAAGAGUUAGGGAAUUACUCUUUACCGUCUUUAGUGCAAAGUCUCUUAAAUCUCGAAUUGUCCACGACGUUUACCGAUGCGACCAUAACUAUGGAGACAUCAAAUUGGAUCCUGAACUGUUAUGCAGAAAAUUUUCAGGGGCAAUCUUGCUCAUCUCCCAUCAUAAAAACCACAUCCACGUUGUCCAAUAUACAAGUUUGAAGUGAUUAUUUUUUAGGUAAG